Penicillium cataractarum is the source of this 1155-nucleotide messenger RNA. RefSeq names its product GroES-like protein. NCBI's taxonomy places the organism in Eukaryota, Fungi, Ascomycota, Eurotiomycetes, Eurotiales, Aspergillaceae. The transcript is spliced from 2 exons. The record is from RefSeq and is a predicted model, not a curated record. The coding region runs from base 1 to 1155 and encodes 384 amino acids.
AUGAUUCUAAACGCUACUUCCAUGCAGGCCGUUACUUGGGGUGGGAAUCCUCUUCAAGUUAAUGUAUCAACCCUGCCGAUACCGGAGAUUCUUGACUCAACAGAUGCCAUUGUCAAAGUUAGUCUGUCAGCUCUUUGUGGUGCCGAUAUUCACACUUACAAUGGGGUUUAUGAGGAUAAAGAGGUGCCAUGGGUGAUGGGACAUGAAGCACUCGGGAUCAUUGUUGAAGUUGGCAAUUCAGUGACUUCCUUCUCGAUUGGCGAUAAAGUUGUUGUUCCAGAUCAAGCUUCGAGUAGUCUUGAAGAUCUAUCCACGGCUGAGUUGACUGGGCUGGGGCUUGGUUCGGACUAUUUCUUAACGACGGGUUGUCAAGCGGAAUAUGUCCGGGUCCCAUUCGCAAACGACAAUCUCUUUCCCAUCCCCUCACAAAGCGACGACGGCUCCUCAAAAUCGGCUAUCGAAAAUAUCGAUCUUGAUUACCUCCUCGCAUCAAGUAUCUUCGCUACAGGAUGGGGAGCUCUCGAUCUAUCCGGUUUUCAACCAGGAGAUUCUGUCGCUAUAUUUGGUGCGGGUCCCAUAGGACUGAUGGCUGUCUACUCAGCUAUACUUCGCGGUGCCACUCGCGUCUUCCUCGUCGACGGCGAUCGUCAGCGCCUAUCGAUUGCGGAGGGUCUCGGUGCUAUGCCAAUAGACCUUACCCACUCAGAUCCAAUCACGAAAAUCCUCCGCCAAGAACCAGAUGGUGUUCUCCGGAGCGUUGAUUGUGUUGGGAUCGAAGCGGCAAACAGACUUGAGCUUAAGGAAGAUAAGGUCUUGCAGAAUAUGACAGCUAUCACAAAAGUUGGCGGUGGGAUUGGUCGAGUUGGCAAGUUCCACGACACGAGCGACUCGAUGAGUACUUCUCCAUGGCAAUACAUCCUGCCAACCUUCCAGCUUGCUAUGUCUGGGUUCUUCAAGAAGGGCCCGCAGGUCAGAUCAGGUGCUAUCGACUCGGCCUUGAUCGCGCCCCAACUUAUCGAGAUGAUAUUAAAAGGCAAAGCAAAGCCUAGCUUUAUUGUGAGCAGCAUCAUCGGUGUCCAUGAGGCGCCGGAGUUUUAUGAGAGGGCUAGUCAGCAUCUGGAGACGAAGGUUGUGAUCAAGUUCCCUUUCUCGUGA